UUCAAAUGGAUAACCGAACCGAGGUAAAACCGAACCGAGUUCAAACCGAACCGAGGCUGUUUUCAUCAGAAACAAUCAGCAAACUAAACCGGAAAACAGAUUACCAAAUCCUGAUUCACAAAUUUUCUGGUAUUGUAAUUUUCUCCGUCACACCAAAAUCAUCAUGACGAAGACGACGGCGAAGUCAAAAUCUCAGUCUCUCUCAGCCCCUCGCUCCUCCCCGCCGCGUACUCGCUCCAAAACACUACCGGAAUCUUCUAAUCCCUCGCCGCGUACUCACCCCAAACCAAAACGCAAUUUCUCGCCGCUUCCACGAACACCGUUCUCUCUAGGAGCAAUCACACCAAUCGGAACAAGAAAAGACGUCACAUUAUCCGAUUGGUGGCUAACAAGAAAAGGAAAAGAGAAGAAGAAAGGUUCUUUAUGUAUCACAGGAUUCGAAUCAUCAAAACACGGAUCUGAAAUGAGACUAUUCUCAUCAGGAACAAUCGUCAAAAGACAUAACAGUAUCACUCUCGAAGCAAUUGAUGGGAUCACAAUUAGUAUCAGUGGUUUCAUCAAUCGAUCUCGUAGUCUACAAAACGGAAUCUCAAACGAGGUUUGUAAUCGUUUUCUUUUAGGGUUUCCUUAUAACUAUGAAGAAGAAGAAGAGAUGAAGAAUGAUGAUUUUAGCGUUUCGUUUGAUGAUAUCCCUGUGAAUAGGUUACAUGAUCUUAGUUUCGUUAAGGGUUGUUUGAAAAACAAGAUCUUGGAUGAUGUUGUUGGUAGUUUAAAGGAUUUGGUUUGUUCUGAAUCAGAUAAGAGUUGUGAGAAAUCAAGAGUUGUUGUUGUUGAUGAUGAUGAUGAUGAGAGUUUGGUUUCGAGUGUUGUUGUGGGAGUGAAGACUAGAGCUAUGAGACGUAGAGAGGAAGAGUAUGAGUCUUCUAUUGGAAAGAGAGCUAAGAAGAGGAGACAAGGAAGAAGAAGAAGUUAAGCUUUCAUUGACAUUUCGGUCAUGUUUGAGUCUUCUUCUUCUACCUUAGGACAAGAAAGAUGUUGCAGAGAGCAGCGAGCAAUGCGUAUUCAUGGUGGUGGGCAAGCCACAUACGUACGAAGCAAUCUAAAUGGCUCGAACACAAUCUUCAGGGUUGAGUAUACUCUUAAGAUUAUAGAUGAAGAUGGAGAUACUUUUGCCAAAAGAGCUGAGAUGUAUUACCGUAAAAGGCCAGAGAUUGUUAAUUUCGUGGAGGAAGCUUUUAGAUCGUACCGCGCAUUAGCUGAACGUUAUGAUCAUUUAUCUAGAGAGCUUCAAAGCGCAAAUCGCACAAUCGCCACAGCUUUCCCUGAACAUGUUCAGUUUCCUUUGGAAGAUGAUAGUGAUGAAACUGAAGAUUAUCUGCGGAAACCGCCUAAGCAUCUUCAUCUUAUACCAAAAGGAAGCAACAUACCUGAAGUCCCGGAUAUUCCAAUGAAGAAAGAUUUCAGGAGUCAGUCUAUGAUGUUGUCUAGAAAAGGACCAGCUGGUCUGAAAAGGACAGUAUCUUCUGCACUAGCGAAGCGGGAAGCGGCGAUUGUGAGUUCGGGAUUGAGUAAAGAAGAGGGCUUGGAAGAGAUUGAUAAGCUUCAGAAAGGGAUUUUGGCAUUGCAGACCGAGAAGGAGUUUGUGAGGAGCUCAUAUGAGCAGUCUUAUGAGAGGUAUUGGGAUUUGGAAAAUGAAGUGACAGAGAUGCAGAAGAGGGUUUGUAACUUACAAGAUGAGUUUGGUCUUGGUGCUGCGAUUGAUGAUAGUGAUGCUAGGACCUUGAUGGCAAGCACCGCCUUGAGCUCUUGUAAGGAUACACUUGCUAAGCUAGAGGAGAGACAGAAGCAAUCUGUUGAAGAAGCAGAAACUGAGAAGGAAAGGAUCAAGACUGCUAAAGAAAGGUUUGAUGCAUUGAGGAACAAAUUUGAGAAAUCAGAAAGCGAUUAUCAUGAUGAGGUUAUUAAAACAGAAGUAGAAGAGGAAGAAGAAGGUGAUGUGGUUCAAGAAUCAAGCUAUGAAUCUGAGAGAGAAGAAUCAAACGAGAAUUUUACUGUUGUGAAACUUGUAGAGAAAAUUGAUGAUCUUGUGCAUAGGGUUGUUUCAUUGGAGACCAAUGCCUCGUCUCAUACUGCAUUGGUGAAGACAUUAAGAUCAGAGACAGAUGACUUGCAUGAACAUAUCCGUGGUCUAGAGGAGGACAAGGCGUCUCUUGUUUCAGAUUCCACGGAUAUGAAAAAGAGGAUAACGGUGCUUGAAGACGAGCUGAGAAAUGUUAGAAAACUAUUCCAAAAAGUCGAAGAUCAAAACAAGAAUUUACAGAACCAAUUCAAGGUAGCCAAUAGGACCGCUGAAGAUUUAUCUGGCAAGUUACAAGAUGUGAAGAUGGAUGAAGAUGUCGAAGGAGCUGGAAUUUUCCAGGAACUGCCAGUUGUUUCAGGAUCAGAAGAUUCUCGCGAUGAUUUAAAGUCAAUCUUAAGAGAGACUGAAACAAGUAGUUUGGAGGAAAGGAAGAAAGAUGCAACUGUAGUUAGAGAGAGUGAAGACGGUGAAAGAUCUCAAGAAGAGAAAUCAGAGAUGAAAGAUGCUUUAGCUUUAUCAGAAACCGCAAGCACUUGUUUUGGUACAGAAACAGAAGAUCUGGUAACGGAAGACGAGGAUGAAGAGACACCAAACUGGAGGCAGUUGUUACCAGAUGGCAUGGAGGAUAGAGAGAAGGUUCUGUUAGAUGAAUACACAUCAGUGCUAAGGGAUUAUAGAGAAGUAAAGAGAAAGUUAGGUGACGUUGAGAAGAAGAACCGGGAAGGAUUCUUUGAGCUAGCAUUACAGUUGAGAGAACUCAAGAAUGCUGUUGCUUACAAAGACGUAGAGAUUCAGUCAUUACGCCACAAACUCGACUCGCCAGGGAAAGAUUCACCCCAUCAAGUAGAAGGAAAUAACCAGUUGGAACAUGAUCAAGGACAGCGCGAAAGUGUGAGCAUUUCGCCAACUUCUAACUUUUCAGUUUCCACUACGCCACAUCAUCAAGGAGGAGAUGUGAAAAGAACACCUGGAAGAACAAAGCCCAAUGAGGUCAGGGUCAAAUUUGCAGAUGUUGAUGACAGCCCGAGAACAAAGAUUCCAACUGUUGAAGACAAAAUACGUGCAGAUAUUGACUCAGUGUUGGAAGAGAAUCUCGAGUUCUGGUUAAGAUUCAGCACAUCAGUACAUCAGAUACAGAAGUACCAGACAACAGUUCAAGAUCUGAAAUCAGAGCUAUCGAAACUGAGAAUCGAAAGCAAGCAACAGCUGGAAUCUCCAAGAAGUAGUAGUAAUCCUGCAGUUGCAUCAGAAGCAAAGCCUAUCUAUAGACACCUAAGAGAGAUUCGAACAGAGCUACAGUUAUGGCUAGAGAACAGUGCGGUUCUUAAAGACGAACUCCAGGGAAGGUAUGCAUCGUUAGCUAAUAUCCAAGAGGAGAUCGCAAGAGUCACUGCUCAGUCCGGUGGCAGUAAAGUAAGUGACUCAGAGAUUAGUGGUUACCAAGCUGCAAAGUUCCAUGGAGAGAUACUUAACAUGAAACAGGAGAACAAAAGGGUCUCGACUGAACUUCAAUCGGGUCUUGAUCGUGUAAGAGCGAUGAAAACUGAAGUGGAGAGGAUUCUGACUAAAUUAGAAGAGGAUCUUGGGAUCACAAGUGCAACAGAAGCAAGAACAACUCCUAGCAAGAGCUCGUCAAGUGGAAGACCGAGGAUUCCAUUACGGUCAUUCUUGUUUGGUGUCAAGUUAAAGAAGCAUAGACAACAGAAGCAAUCUUCAUCAUCCCUCUUCUCUUGUGUCAGUCCAUCUCCAGGUUUGCAAAAGCAGUCUAGUUACAUUAGGUCUCCUGGAAAGCUCCCAGAAUAAUCCAUUAGUCACAUCUUUGUUAUCUCCCUUUUCAGUUCCUUGUUUUCUAGCUUUUCUGUCUUGUACCUGUGGAAGAACCAAUGAGAUGCAAAUGAAAGUGUAUGUUUUUGCUUUCA
This is a messenger RNA of Capsella rubella, 3999 nucleotides long. RefSeq names its product protein NETWORKED 2A. The transcript has 3 exons. Lineage: Eukaryota; Viridiplantae; Streptophyta; Magnoliopsida; Brassicales; Brassicaceae. Gene Ontology annotation, molecular function: actin binding. The record is from RefSeq and is a predicted model, not a curated record.